Molecule: messenger RNA, 655 nt
Organism: Prorocentrum cordatum
Lineage: Eukaryota; Dinophyceae; Prorocentrales; Prorocentraceae
Source: the annotation of a GenBank genome assembly
GCGCGUGGUCUUCCUGAGCGACGACGCCCUCCAGACCUUCCGCGCGCGGUGCAGCGCCUUGCUGCAGAUGGUGUUCGCGCCCGACUCGAAUCGGGUCAUGCGGGGGGUGUUCUUUCCCAAGCCCGACGGCGGCAGGCGCGCCAUCGGAAUCUUCCCUGGCACGAUCUGCGACGCGCGUGCAUGGGGGCUAGCUGCGGCAGGUGAAUGGACCGCGACCAACAAGAGUACCUGCCUGUCCAUCCUGCUGGACUUGUCCAAGGCGUGCGAGUACAUUCGUUGGCGCGAGCUCCAAGAGCGAGCUCGAGGAGGGCUCGGCUUCAACGGGUGCCUGCUGAGGCGCGCCGUGGUGGCAGGUGGUUCCUUCGCUGACCUUAUGACGCGCAGCUUCCUCAUCUCCAUCCUGGGCGCCAUGGCGAUGAUGCAUGGCAUCUCGGACGGCAGCGUGGUCGACGACAUCCAGAUGCAGGAGGUCGGGCCGUUGGUGAACGAGAAGAAAGGCAAGCCCGUGAGCGGCGACUUCGAGGCAGCCGAGGAGUUCGGCCGCAGGUCUCCCUUGCUCGUGCAGGCGCGGGAUCGGUCGACGAGGAACCUGGGCUGCGACUUCGCCUGCGGCAAGCCUGUCGGCGUGCAGGCGCGGCUGGGGCGCCUGGGCGAG